Molecule: messenger RNA, 1293 nt
Organism: Oncorhynchus mykiss (rainbow trout)
Lineage: Eukaryota; Metazoa; Chordata; Actinopteri; Salmoniformes; Salmonidae
Product: lactoylglutathione lyase
Molecular function (GO): lactoylglutathione lyase activity; metal ion binding
Source: RefSeq, a predicted model, not a curated record
GCCACAGUCAGCUUUGGGAGCGCCUAUCCCAAGCUACUCGGCCUGUGAAUUUGCCUGGUGUCAAUUUGGUCUUUCACUGCAAAAUGACAGAAAAAGGACUUACAGAUGAGGCUGUGUCCGCAGCGUGCAAAGAAGGGGACCCUAUCACCCAGAGUUGCAAGCUGAGAACAUAGCUGAGAAGUAAGGGGGUCAAGACAUAUUUUGCAAGCAACAACUCGUCCCGACACUCCCCCUUCUUCUCUCUGUCUCCCUCUGUCCCUCCCCAGGAUUACAUGUUGCAGCAAACUAUGCUGAGGGUGAAAGACCCACUCAAGUCUUUAGACUUCUACACACGCAUCAUGGGCAUGACGUUGCUUCAGAAAAUAGACUUCCCAUCAAUGUGCUUCACACUCUACUUCCUGGGUUAUGAGGAAAAGAAGGAAAUCCCUGCAGACAUAAAGGACAAAACAGCAUGGACUUUCUCCCGACGAGCCACCAUUGAACUCACACACAACUGGGGCUCUGAAUCAGAUGAAAAUCUAUCUUAUCACAACGGAAACGCUGAGCCAAAAGGUUUUGGGCACAUCGGAAUUGCUGUACCUGAUGUUUAUGCAGCCUGCAAAGUAUUUGAAGAAAAAGGAGUAACAUUUGUUAAGAAGCCAGAUGAUGGUAAAAUGAAGGGACUGGCCUUUAUACAGGAUCCUGAUGGAUACUGGAUUGAGAUUUUGAGUCCAAACAACAUGUUCACCGUAACGUCAUCCAAGCGUCAAACUGAGAUAGUACAAACUGACUUGGUCAGAAAAAGGAUGUGAUGAAAAAGUAAGAGAGAAAUUGGAGGAACCAAAGGGAUGUGAGGAAAUUAAGAGGUGAAGAUUGAGUAUUUGCUUACGAUUGGGAUCACAUACAGAUACCCGCUGAAGGCCUACUUAAAAUAACAAUAGCGGAAGUAUAUUUUAAUAUUUUACAAAUACACUGACGUAUACUUAAAUAUACUACAAGUUCAUAUAAUAUACUGCAAAUACGAGAUAUACUUUUCUAGUAUAUCUUAGGUGUACUAUACAUAUUAUAUCAUUACACUUCAAUCCAAUUUUUACAAGUGUACUUAAAAUGCAUUGAUUUUCAGUCUUUAAACUAUAUGUUACCUAUCAUUACACUUAACACACUUAUUACAAUUGUAUUUUUAAUUAAUUGUUUUCAGUGUUUUAUUAUACUAUAUGUUCAUUAUCAUUACACUUAAACACACUUACAAAUACUUCAUAUACUUUAAUUGUACUUUAGUAUAUUCAUUAAAAAUACACUUAGAGUUGUUUUUAA